This is a messenger RNA of Neurospora hispaniola, 270 nucleotides long. RefSeq lists its product as uncharacterized. Bases 1 to 270 code for a protein of 89 amino acids. NCBI's taxonomy places the organism in Eukaryota, Fungi, Ascomycota, Sordariomycetes, Sordariales, Sordariaceae. The transcript has a single exon. The record is from RefSeq and is a predicted model, not a curated record.
AUGCAUAUCAAAGCAAGCCGGGAGGAUUGGGAACAGCUGAAAGAAACCGGCAAGUUUGCCAGUAUGAGCAAUCUGGAGUUCCCCUCCUUGCCUAACACCUCAACAAGCGUGUACUUCUGUGGGGACUUUGACAGUGCCAUAGGGACGAACCUCGACUCUGCCAAAAGACUCACUCGGGAUAGUUGCUUCUCGAGGGAGAGUUCUGUCAUGCCUGCCCCCCACACUCACCAUUGGGCCAUCCACUUUGAACUGAGACCGGUCAAUGCAUGA